This is a messenger RNA of Saimiri boliviensis boliviensis (Bolivian squirrel monkey), 1573 nucleotides long. It is a transcript of the gene HTRA4, whose product is annotated as HtrA serine peptidase 4. Gene Ontology annotation, biological process: programmed cell death; proteolysis; positive regulation of apoptotic process. Gene Ontology annotation, cellular component: extracellular region. The record is from RefSeq and is a predicted model, not a curated record. Gene Ontology annotation, molecular function: protein binding; serine-type endopeptidase activity. NCBI's taxonomy places the organism in Eukaryota, Metazoa, Chordata, Mammalia, Primates, Cebidae.
AAAGUUUGGGGGCCAGCGGAAGCGGGGCCGUGGCCGGAAGAAAGUGUCGCUCAUUUAGGAGCGUUUGCAGGUCCAGAUGAAGUCACUGAAGAGUGGAAACGAGGAAGGAAGGAGGAUGAUUAGAUCUCAGCUGCGGCCUGCUGGGCUGGGACCAUGCCUCCUGCCGGGGCUGCUGCUGCUCCUGGUGCCCGUCCCCUGGGCCGGGGCUAAGAGGCUACAAGCCCAGCUGGCCUGCCCCGCGGUCUGCCAGCCCACGCGCUGCCCCGCGCUGCCCCGCUGCGCGCUGGGGACCACGCCGGUGUUCGACCUGUGCCGCUGCUGCCGUGUCUGCCCCGCGGCCGAGGGUGAAGUCUGCGGCGGGGCGCGGGGCCGGCCGUGUGCCCCGGGGCUGCAGUGCCUCCAGUCGCCCGGCCCCUGGCUGCCCAGCACCUGCAGCUGCCCGACGCGGGGUGCGGCCGUGUGCGGCAGCGACAGACGCACCUACCCCAGCCUGUGCGCGCUCCGGGCGAACAACCGCGCCGCGCGCCGCCGGGGCGAGGUCCCGGCGGUGCCCGUGCAGUGGGGGGACUGCAGGGAUACAGGGACCAGGAGCGCAGGCCCACUCAGGAGCAAUUACAACUUCAUCGCCCCGGUGGUGGAGAAGGUGGCGCCAUCGGUGGUUCACUUGCAGCUGUGGCGCAGGUUACUUCCCGGCAGCAAGCCUGUUCCUGUGUACAGUGGCUCUGGGUUCGUAGUGUCUGAGGACGGGCUCAUUAUUACCAAUGCCCAUGUUAUCAUGAACCAGCAGGGGAUUGAGGUGGAGCUUCAGAGUGGGGCCCACUAUGAAGCCAUUAUCAAGGAUAUUGACCUUAAAUUGGAUCUUGCGGUGAUUAAGAUUGAACCGAAUGCUGACCUUCCUGUACUGUUGCUGGGAAGAUCAUCUGACCUUCGAGCUGGAGAGUUUGUGGUGGCUUUGGGCAGCCCUUUUUCUCUGCAGAAGACAGCUACUGCAGGAAUUGUCAGCACCACCCAGCGAGGGGGCAAAGAACUGGGGAUAGAGCAUUCAGAUAUGGACUACAUCCAGACUGAUGCCAUAGUAAACCAAGGGAAUUCUGGUGGUCCUCUGGUGAACUUGGAUGGUGAUGUGAUUGGCGUCAAUACAUUGAGGAUGACUGAUGGAAUCUCCUUUGCAGUUCCUUCAGAUCGAGUUAGGGAGUUCUUGGCAGAAUACCAUGAGCGCCAGUUGAGAGGAAAAGCGUUUUCACAGAAGAAAUAUCUGGGUCUGCAAAUGCUGCCCCUCACUAUGCCCCUUAUUCAAGAAAUGAAAAUGCGUGAUCCAGCUUUCCCCAAUGUGAGUUCUGGGGUUUAUGUAUGUAAAGUGAUCGAAGGAACAUCUGCUGAAAGCUCUGGAUUGAGAGGCCACGAUGUAAUUGUCAACAUAAAUGGGAAACCUGUUACUACCACAACCGAUGUUGUUGAAGCUCUUGACAGUGAUUCCCUUUCCAUGGUUGUUCUCCGGGGAAGAAGUACCUUGUUCCUGACAGUCACACCUGAAAUAAUCAAUUAAAGACCUUGCUUUAAAGUGGGAUUAUCU